AAACUUUUGAAGACAACAUCAUCUCACAAUCUCAUGAUAUUGCUUCCCAGUUCAUCAAUAUUGAAUUAACCAUUGACUUUUUUUUCAUAUCCGUCCACCAUGAUUGCUUAGCAGACAUCUCCACCAUCACCAACCAUGCGUCCUUACGAGAAACCUUUCGUUUCAAGCUCGACAUUAUGGAAAACCAAUACCUGUUUGACCAAGUUCUGUUUCCCACGUUUAGAAGACUCCGAAUCAAGACGGCCUCCCUUGCUUAUCACAACUUCGUUCAUGAAAUUUUUGUACGUGGGAUUUGUAGCAUAGGAACUAAUCGUGAAGUCUUGCCCUUGCGAUCGGUGAUACAAGCUUCCGUUGUGGAACACCUUCACGUUCACAGUGACGGGGUUUUGAUGGGAAGAGCUUUGGCUGAAUCGGCAUUGGAGUUUGAAAGCAGUAACUAUGGUAUGGUUCCGACUAAAGAGUCAUUGGUUAAGGAGAUGGUAAAGAUGGUCAAAGUAGAAGCUGGAGGUGAAGAAGAUUGCAUGAUAUGUUUGGAGGAGCUGGAGGUUGGGUUUUAUGCUUCUCGGAUGCCUUGUUCUCAUACUUUUCAUGGCGAUUGCAUCGAGAAGUGGUUGAAGCAGAGCCAUUAUUGUCCUCUUUGCCGGUUCCAGAUGCCAACGAAUUAGGUUUAGAUAUCAACUUUUCAUUGGCCUUCAUUUAUUUCCUAUGUUAUUGUGUAACUUCUGUUAAGAUUUAGUAAUUUGUUGGAGCCAUUAAUGAAACAAUUUAAUAAAGA
Molecule: messenger RNA, 775 nt
Organism: Gossypium arboreum
Lineage: Eukaryota; Viridiplantae; Streptophyta; Magnoliopsida; Malvales; Malvaceae
Product: E3 ubiquitin-protein ligase SIRP1-like
Exons: 1
Coding region: 177-665 (162 amino acids)
Biological process (GO): protein ubiquitination
Cellular component (GO): cytoplasm
Molecular function (GO): ubiquitin protein ligase activity
Source: RefSeq, a predicted model, not a curated record